CAUUACUCCAACUCUUCAGAUAAAAAGAAUUUAGUCUUAAAACUAAAAGGAUGGCAAGUGCAAUCUUUCUGCUGAGUUUGCUGAUUUUUGGAUGUUCCCAAGCUGAAAUCAAUUGCACAACUCGCAGAUGUCUGGCUCAAAUGUUAAUUAGAAAACAAUAUUUAUCUUCACCUCAAUCUGAGAACUGCACCUUACUUGUUGACGUUCCAUUAAUUGAGUACGAAACGCUGUCAGUCGACAUGAAGGAACUACAUCUAAUGAGUCGUCUGCAGCUUACAAUUGCCUGGGUGGAUCCAGAGCUGGCGUGGAACACGUCAGUGUAUCCAUUUGAAAAACUCAUUUUGCCAGUAAAUAAAGUGUGGACCCCAUAUAUAUCUAUAGAAAAUGGACAAAGCACCAUGGAGCAUGAUUCGCCUGAUCUCGUGGUGUACAGUAAUGGUACUGUAGGGCACACGGUGGUCAUAAUUGCAGUAGUGAAUUGUGGAAUCAAUCUGUUCAACUAUCCUUUUGCUUUUGAUGUGUGCCCCGUUGGACUUAAAUCCACCCCACCAGAUGAAUGUGGGAUAAGCAUAAAAGUUGAUCAAGUGAGGUUGGCAGACAGUUCCCGUGGAGACUGGGAAACGGAAGAAGUGAAGCUGGGGAAAAAGCGAGCGGAUCGCAAUUUUAUUGAUGUGUCUCUAAGGAUCAGAUAUUCCAACCCAUUCAUCACAUUACUUCUGCCAACUAUCUUGAUCAUGGUGGCUGAUAUAGUCAGCAAUGCUAUGCCACUGCAAGGUGGUGAGCGCAACUCCUUCAAGGUUACGUUGGUGCUCAGCUUCACCAUGUUCCUGAGCAUUCUCACCAACGUGCUUCCUGGAGACAGCAAGUGCAGCCCAGUCAUCCGAAUCCAUUUCUGUAUUUGCCAAGUCCUGAUGGUGAUAAGCAUGUUGGUAUCCAUAUUGUUGACAAGGGUGUCUCAAAACGGGUUGGCUUUUUUCACCUGCUUCGGUAAAAGGCCUGCUCCUCAAAAUGCAGAAGACAACAAAGAAAACGUGGAUGCAGAGACCAAAGGUGUCAUCAGCAUCGUUCAGCAAGGUCUUUCUGAGGACUCUAAAAUGCUGCAGAAGAUGGUCAGAAUCAUGGAGGCUGUUGUCACCAAAGAGAAAGAAAGGGAACGUCAUCAGAAACUUGCAGAUAAACUGGACAAAAUCUUUUUCUGGUUGUAUCUUAUCUGUAGCUCUGGAUAUGUUUUUGCCAUGACUUAUGUUAUGGUACAGUACAAAUGUGACAUUGAUCAUUUUAUUUUUUGGAACAAUGCAACAUAGACGAUAAUAACAAACUGUUUUUAACCUCUUACUUAUUGUGAUAUAGCAUUAUAACCAUAUAAUAGAAGUUCAAACAAAUUCAUAACUUGUCCAAAACAAAAAUAAAUUCACUAACUGGAUUUACCAAAGAAAAUAGUAAAGAAACUACCACAAUAAUUACUGCAAGGAUGAUCAUGUUUUACAUAUUCAAAUGUUAUUUAUCUUUAACAGAAGGGCAUGUUCAUUUGUUUCAGAAGGGUCAACUUUGAUCUCUAACCUUUAUUUUCCAGAAUCAAAAACUACAACUAAAAGCUUGCUUGUCUGGUUAGAAGAAAAUCAUGACAUGGAUAUUGUGAACACAGUGGGCAUUUGCCUUUACACAGAAACAUCAGGGGUCAAAGAUGAAAAAAAAAUUUUUUUUUAAUCAAAAAUGAAUGACAAACUGGCUUUUCGCUGGUGUUUGCCAAAACGUCAAAUUAGUUUUUUGCCAGUAAUUACCUUAAUUAUUUUUGAAUCCAGCUUAGGAUUAGUUAAGAGAUCACUGCAGUUCAUGACUUGUACAAAAUAAAAACUUGAAAAGGUUCAUUUACUAUCUCGCAUAUUUUUGAUGCAACACAGCUAAAAACUUCUUGGAUCAGUGUGAAGGCUUUGUGGAUACAUGGUAAUUAACAGGUGAUUUGUGUUAGAAACUCUGGCGCAUUGUGGUGCAGUUGUAAGUGCCAUCCUAUGGCAGGAAAAUGGUUGUGGGAAGCAAUUCUGACUUGCAUUGUGUCUGCAUGAAGUUUGAAUGGCCUCAUUCAAACAUUACUCAAGGAGUGAAUGUUUUCAUGCAAACUGUUUAUUAUGUGAUGCUCUUUGAUGAACCGGUGAACUUGUGAAGGAUGUACUAUGCCUCUUGCUGACAAUCACUGCUGAUAGGCCCGAGGGCCCAUGUGAUCCAUCAUCUAUCUUCUAUGUGUGUGUAUAUAGUUGAGGAAUAGAUGCAUCAAUAAUUGAGAUGUAACUAUAUACUUCUUGCGAUAUUUCUUUAUUUUAUCUGUUAAA
Messenger RNA from Poeciliopsis prolifica (blackstripe livebearer), 2327 nucleotides. Its product is annotated as 5-hydroxytryptamine receptor 3A-like. Gene Ontology annotation, biological process: chemical synaptic transmission; signal transduction; monoatomic ion transmembrane transport. Gene Ontology annotation, molecular function: transmembrane signaling receptor activity; neurotransmitter receptor activity; extracellular ligand-gated monoatomic ion channel activity. Bases 51 to 1304 code for a protein of 417 amino acids. The transcript is spliced from 9 exons. Gene Ontology annotation, cellular component: neuron projection; membrane; synapse. The record is from RefSeq and is a predicted model, not a curated record. Lineage: Eukaryota; Metazoa; Chordata; Actinopteri; Cyprinodontiformes; Poeciliidae.